Vigna angularis (adzuki bean) is the source of this 1215-nucleotide messenger RNA. RefSeq names its product protein MAIN-LIKE 1-like. NCBI's taxonomy places the organism in Eukaryota, Viridiplantae, Streptophyta, Magnoliopsida, Fabales, Fabaceae. The record is from RefSeq and is a predicted model, not a curated record. Gene Ontology annotation, biological process: meristem maintenance; meristem development. The coding region runs from base 1 to 1215 and encodes 404 amino acids. The transcript has 3 exons.
AUGGCAAGAACACGUGGUGCAUCUUUUAAUUCUCGAGGAGAGAGUUCUCGAGGAGAGAGUUCGUCGCAGGGCGAAGCGCGAAGAAGACCUACCGUUUCUGCUCGUAGAAGUCGGGCACCUCCUAUCCAGCAUGACCCCAUAGCUGAGGAGCGAGUCGUUGAGGAACAAACAUAUGAGGCGUAUGAGACUCAUGGAGAGGAGAAUGCAUUUGAGGCCCCUAACGAUGAUGACGAUGAGGAGGAGCAUGCAGAUGUUCAUGACAUACAAGAGGAUGUCGCUGGAUUUCCUGGAGGUCCACACGAUCAUUCAUUGCUGACGCACUAUGUUCAGCAUGUAGCUUAUGCUAUUUCCCAAGGCCGGGAUCGAGGGGACACACUGAAGUUGAUCUCCCACGGAAAAAAAGUAAAUAAGUUAGGACCAUGCCACGAGGGAAUUCAAGACAUUGUGUUGAAUUCCAGUUUGAUGCCUCUUACAGGGAUUUGUUAUGAUUACGUUGAUAAGGGGUUACUCCUCGGAUUCAUAGAGAGGUGGCAUUUUGAGACCAGUAGUUUCCAUCUCCCUAUAGGGGAGAUGUCGAUUACUCUUGAUGACGUCUCGACAUUACUUCACCUGCCCGUGAUGGGGCAAAUGUGUGAUUUGGAGGAGUUGGAGUUUGAGGAGGCUCGUACAGCCCUUGUGCAACUACUCGGCGUUGAUGGUGGCACAGCAAGUUCUGAGAUGGAGGACGCACGUGGUCCGAAAGUCAGACUCAGCUGGCUUAGAGAGAUAUAUGUUCAGAGGUGUGAGUCGCAGCAUUGGGACUAUGCUGCUAGAGCAUAUUUGUUGCAUCUAGUAGGAUGCACAAUUUUUGCAAAUAAGAGUGCCAGUUCUAUACGCGUGUCUUACUUAUUGUUAUUUAGAGACGUACACGCGUGUGGCAGAUAUGCCUGGGGUGUUGCUGCACUCGCCUAUUUGUACGACCAGCUCGGGGAUGCGAGUCUCGCCUCCACGAAGCAGAUGGCUGGAUAUUUGACUCUAUUUCAGAGUUGGAUAUACGAACAUUUCCCUAGUAUGGGGAGGAGGCGGUUGGUAGCUUCUUACGAUGACACCACACCACGUGCCAUGAGGUGGCAGAGCCCUAGGCAGAGUUCCACUCUCACAGAGAUAUUCACCGUGGGCAACGGACAACCUUCUUGUAGCUUAACCUACAUUAUACAAAUAACAAAAUAUAAUUGA